CAGCACGGUGUCUCUGUUGGGGGCAUGCUCUGUGCCCAAAUCUGUCCUUAAAAACUUGAGUUACCCUUACAUCACCGAUCAUGAUCCCAGUUUACUGUUUGAACGAAUCGGUCAGGUCGGUGAAGGAACUUAUGGGUAUACAAGGCACGUAAUUCCAAAACAGGGCAAUUAAUGGCCCUGAAACGAAUCCGUAUGACUGGCGAGAAAAACGGUUUUCCUAUCACUGCCAUGCGCGAAAUUAAACUGCUGCAAAAGCUGAAACACGAUCGUAUUGUGCAGUUGGAUCACAUUAUGCUUUCAAAGGGCUCCGUCUAUAUGGUUUUGGAAUACAUGGAUCAUGACCUGUCAGGUAUUCUCAGUCAUCCAAACUUCAAGUUUGAACCUGAGCAUGCCAAAUCUCUUGUCAAGCAGAUGCUUGAAGGUCUCGAUUAUCUUCAUCAAAUGGGUAUUCUUCACCGCGACAUCAAAGGAUCCAAUCUACUCAUCAAUAACAAGGGAGAGCUCAAAAUUGCUGAUUUUGGUCUGGCGCGAGUGUUUCAAAAACGACAAUCCCAUGAUUAUACCAAUCGUGUCAUUACUCUGUGGUAUCGUCCGCCGGAGCUACUUUUGGGAGCAACAGCUUACGGUCCUGCGGUGGAUAUCUGGAGCGUAGGAUGUAUCAUGCUCGAGUUCUUUACUGGCAAACCUAUUUUCAAUGGAACAGACGAAAUCUCUCAGCUGGAACGUAUAUACAAAACCAUGGGAACACCUACAGUAGAAAACUGGCCCACCUUAUCCGAGCUUCCGUGGUUCGAAUUGCUGAAACCUAAACAUCAUUAUCCCUCGAAAUUCAAGGAAAUGUACGAAAGCUUACUAUCUCCUGCGGCUCUCAAAUUAGCCGAGUUAUUGCUCUCGAUGGAUCCCCAAAAACGACCAUCUGCUCGUGAAGCUUUGCGGUCGGAAUACUUUACCGAAGAGCCUUUACCCGCACUUCCUGAAAAUCUGUCAUAUAUGCAUGGUGAUUGGCAUGAGUUCGAAUCAAAGCAGCGAAAACGUCAAAGAUCAGCGCAGUCAAGUAUAUCAAAAACCAAGACUGUCAAUUCUGAUUUGAUAGGAACAAGUUAGGACUGUUUUGUUGGCAUUGUUGGGUUCAAGGCUGGCUUCUUUUUCGUUUAAUGACUUAUAAUAUUUCAUUCGUCCCCAUUUUGAGCAUAAUAUCAUGUUUUUUAUCGCAUUGUUUUCUUUUUCGUCACCUAUU
Radiomyces spectabilis is the source of this 1237-nucleotide messenger RNA. Its product is annotated as kinase-like domain-containing protein. The record is from RefSeq and is a predicted model, not a curated record. Gene Ontology annotation, molecular function: RNA polymerase II CTD heptapeptide repeat kinase activity; cyclin-dependent protein serine/threonine kinase activity; cyclin binding. Gene Ontology annotation, biological process: transcription elongation by RNA polymerase II; protein phosphorylation; positive regulation of transcription elongation by RNA polymerase II. Gene Ontology annotation, cellular component: nucleus; cyclin/CDK positive transcription elongation factor complex. The transcript is spliced from 8 exons. The coding region runs from base 172 to 1104 and encodes 310 amino acids. Lineage: Eukaryota; Fungi; Mucoromycota; Mucoromycetes; Mucorales; Radiomycetaceae.